UGCACACCACCACUCAGAACAACAAAUCCAACACAAACGCCCACACAUGCAUCUGGGGGCUGUAGGUUUCUGUAUUGUACGAGAGUUUGUUGCCCACUGCCAGUGUUCCAAAGAUUCGUUUUGUUUCGUCUUUAAUUUUCACUUUCAAUUCGCUUUCAUGUUGCUCCGUUCGUAAGUUCGUCCCUAUAUCCAACAGCGGCAGCAGUAGUAGUUGGUAGCAGUCGUCUUGUUUCCACCGUUCGUAGUGCAGACUCCCUGUAGUAGGACCUGUUACGUUCUGAGUUCCGUGGUCUCGGUUCGGUUUCGGUUUCGGGUUUUUCUUUGGUGUGUGCGAGGUGCGCGAGCUAAAGAGCCUGGCCCUCUGUUGUCUGUGGCCAGCGAGCAGCACCGGGCCAAAACAAAACAAAACACAGGCUCGACAUCGAUCGAUUGGAUUGGGGUGUUCCGGUACCGGGCUUAGGUGGAUAGGCACAGACCGUCCUAUCAGUGCGGUCCUUCAUCGUAAGUGGCCGUCCGCCCCCGAUUGUGAUUUUGUGGGCAGAAAGCAAAGCAAAGCACCAUACUCCCCGACGCAAUGAGCUUCCUGUUCCGUUCGAGCAAGACAUUCAAGCCAAAGAAAAACAUUCCGGAAGGUACGCAUCAGUAUGACCUUAUGAAACAUGCGGCGGCCACCCUCGGGUCGGGCAAUCUUCGAAACGCGGUACAGCUUCCCGACGGCGAAGAUCUGAACGAAUGGGUUGCAGUCAACACGGUAGAUUUCUUCAAUCAAAUCAACAUGCUGUACGGUACGAUCACGGAGUUUUGCACCGAGGACACGUGCAGCAUCAUGUCGGCCGGACCAAAGUACGAGUACCACUGGGCGGACGGGCAGACGGUCAAGAAGCCGAUCAAAUGCAGCGCCCCGAAGUACAUCGACUACCUGAUGACGUGGGUGCAGGACCAGCUGGACGAUGAGACGCUCUUCCCGUCCAAGAUCGGCGUCCCGUUUCCGAAGAACUUCAUCAACAUCGCCAAGACGAUCCUGAAGCGGCUGUUCCGCGUGUACGCCCACAUCUACCACCAGCACUUCUCGGAGGUGGUGCGAUUGAGCGAGGAAGCACAUCUGAACACGUCCUUCAAGCACUUCAUCUACUUCGUGCAAGAGUUUAAUCUCAUCGAUCGCCGGGAGCUAGCCCCGUUACAGGAUCUUAUCGAUAAGCUCAUCACCAAGGAUGGACGAUAAGUGUGUGUGUGUUUGUGUGUGGACGUGCGUUUCCGUGUUGAGGCGCGACUCUCAUCCUGCCACAGCGAUGGCCACAAGACAAUUCUUACCUCCAAACUCACACACACACCCUUUCCUAUCUCCCCCCUAACCACCCCCACCCACUUUUGAUAAUCGUUCCCCGGCACUACUACCUUUCUCACUAAGUUAAUUUAUUUCUUUUACCACUAUAAUGUUCUCGAAUGUGUUGUUUUUUUUUUAAAUUAAAGUACGAUUUUUAAUGUUAAGCUUCUGUGCCGCAGUGUGCCCUCUACCCAGUCCGCGGUGGUGAGGUGUGUGAGCUUAGCCGAAUGCCGGUACACAGUGCGUUACGGUGACGUUUUAUAAAAAUGUCCCGGCACUGUUCGCUUCCGGAUCGGAAACGGACGGAUUGAGGCAUUCGGUUCGUAUCCGUGUUUUGUAUAUAUCGUUGAUAAAUACCUCUUUAGUGCGUUUUUGUUUGUUUGUUUUGGUUUUACUUUUCCUCUCCCCGUCCCGUUUUCGGUUCUCGGUUCUUAGUUGUUUGCACCACAUCCCCCAAUCCGGAAUCAAUUCACAGUGUGCACUCAAAAUCGAUUAAAUUGCGGGCGUGUACGAGCUACUCCUAACCAGAAACAAUGCCAAACAGGGGACAUAAUUUGCAACUUUCACGGCAGGGGUACACGGAGCAGGAACCAGGUAUACACAGGCUGCUCCCCUUUGCUCUCGAUCGGCAAGAGAAGCGGGGGAAAACAGAACGGAAAAACGGAAGCAAAACGAUAGGCGGUGGACAAAAAAAUGUAUGCUAAAAGCAGGCGCCAACAAUUGACUGAUAACAAAUGGUGGAGAGGAGAAGGAAAAGCACAGACAGGGCAGCAAAUGGAACGAUGAUAGGCUUACAGAACCAGAAUUGAUGAUAAUAAGCAUAAUAAUUAUACAAUCGUGUGUGUGUGUGUGUACGUGUGUGUACUACACUCCACAGCGACGAUAUCGGGGCCCGGGCCACGGCUCGCCGAAUUCGCGAUGUUCGCGUGUGCCGGAAGUGUGGAAGAUAUGGAUAGCUUAAAUGGAGCAGUUUUAGAUUUCAAAAUUAAGCUUACCUUUUUUAGCGGAACCGAACAAAAUGCAAGGCGCAAAAAGGAAGGGUUGUGCUGCCGAUGCCGCCGGGUUAGCUGAACAUUUGAACGCAGCAUCAUCAUGUGAACGCAUCAUUAAAGUACGAUAACUGUAGAUUUCUUUUAAA
Molecule: messenger RNA, 2462 nt
Organism: Anopheles stephensi (Asian malaria mosquito)
Lineage: Eukaryota; Metazoa; Arthropoda; Insecta; Diptera; Culicidae
Gene: mats
Product: MOB kinase activator-like 1
Exons: 3
Coding region: 575-1222 (215 amino acids)
Biological process (GO): positive regulation of protein phosphorylation; hippo signaling
Cellular component (GO): cytoplasm; nucleus
Molecular function (GO): protein kinase activator activity
Source: RefSeq, a predicted model, not a curated record